Messenger RNA from Dissoconium aciculare CBS 342.82, 720 nucleotides. RefSeq lists its product as uncharacterized. The record is from RefSeq and is a predicted model, not a curated record. Bases 1 to 720 code for a protein of 239 amino acids. The transcript is spliced from 2 exons. Gene Ontology annotation, cellular component: nucleus. NCBI's taxonomy places the organism in Eukaryota, Fungi, Ascomycota, Dothideomycetes, Mycosphaerellales, Dissoconiaceae.
AUGUCUCGAUUCGUGUCGGGUGGCACUAAUGACGAGGCUAUCGAGCGUGAUGAAGCAUGGCUAAAAGCGCAACAGGCCAUCGAAGCUGCGCAUCGCGAAAAGGCCGAACUGGGCAAGCAAGAAGACGGCAAAAGUCUCUAUGAAACACUUCAGGCAAACAAAGCCGCCAAACAGGAGCAAUUUGAGGAAGCUCUGCGACUGCGCAACCAGUUUCGCUCUCUUGAUGAGGACGAGGUAGCCUUCCUGGACAAUGUGUUUGAAUCGACCCGUGCGAAAGAGGCAGAGGUCAGGAAAGAGACGACUGAGCAGCUUCAGGCAUUCCGCAAGCAACAGGAAGAGGCGGAAAAGUUCUCUCGGCAGGCCCUCGCGCCGACGAACCCGGACACGGUCGAGACAAGUUGGUCCACCGGCGCACGUAAGCGCAAGAAAGGCCGCUCUGAAGUGCUAGGAGGUGUGAAGCUCCGGAAGACUUCAUCCACGGAUAUCCCAAUACCAUCGAACGCGACGGAGGCUGAGUCGCAAAAGGAGGGUGCUCCUGGUACACCGGACCUUGUGCGACCUCUUGCAGGCAUCGAUGAACGCACAGUAGGUCCGGAUGACGGAAAGGCCGUCUCAGUGGAAGAAGGUGCAGAAAAGACACAGAAAUCAGUUGAUGUCCAGCCCACUGCGCCAACGCUACUUGGCCUUGGAGCCUAUUCGUCCGACGAGGAUGAUGACUAG